Molecule: messenger RNA, 1200 nt
Organism: Rhincodon typus (whale shark)
Lineage: Eukaryota; Metazoa; Chordata; Chondrichthyes; Orectolobiformes; Rhincodontidae
Gene: rrm2l
Product: ribonucleotide reductase M2 polypeptide
Exons: 9
Coding region: 1-1083 (360 amino acids)
Biological process (GO): deoxyribonucleotide biosynthetic process
Cellular component (GO): cytosol
Molecular function (GO): ribonucleoside-diphosphate reductase activity, thioredoxin disulfide as acceptor
Source: RefSeq, a predicted model, not a curated record
AUGUCUACUCCAGUUCACCUGAGCCCACAAAGUGAAAUCUCCGUUUGUCCUUCCAAAUCUCUUGCUGAAGAAAAACACAGGAUUGAUUUGAAAAAUCCAGAAGCUGCAAAACUUCAGGAUGAGCCUUUACUUCGGUGUAAUCCCCAUCGGUUUGUUAUCUUUCCGAUCCAAUACCAUGACAUGUGGCAGAUGUACAAAAAGGCAGAAGCAUCAUUCUGGACUGCAGAAGAGGUUGACUUGUCAAAGGACUUGGCACACUGGGGUUCUUUGAAACCAAAUGAAAAACGUUUUAUCUCACAUGUUCUGGCAUUCUUCGCUGCGAGUGAUGGAAUUGUAAAUGAGAAUCUGGUGGAACGAUUCAGUCAGGAGGUCCAAGUCACUGAAGCUCGUUGUUUCUAUGGUUUCCAAAUUGCCAUGGAGAAUGUUCAUUCUGAAAUGUACAGUCUUCUUAUUGAUGCCUAUAUCAAGGAUCCUAGUGAGAGGGAAUUCUUGUUUAAUGCAAUUGAAACAAUGCCGUGUAUCAAAAAGAAGGCUGACUGGGCCUUGCGAUGGAUUGCUGAUCAUGAAUCUACAUUUGGGGAACGAGUGGUUAGCUUUGCUGCUGUUGAGGGAAUCUUUUUCUCUGGGUCCUUUGCUGCUAUUUUCUGGUUGAAGAAACGAGGGUUGAUGCCAGGUCUGACUUUCUCCAAUGAACUGAUCAGUAGGGAUGAAGGUCUACACUGUGACUUUGCCUGUCUGAUCUUCAAACACUUGGUUCACAAACCGUCUGAAACUAGAGUCAGAGAAAUUAUCACUGAAGCAGUGAGGAUUGAGCAGGAGUUUGUGACUAAGUCUCUCCCUGUGGACCUGAUUGGAAUGAACUGCACUCUGAUGAAAUACUACAUUGAGUUUGUGGCUGACCGCUUGCUAUUGGAGUUGGGUUUCAGUAAGAUCUUUAAAACUGAAAACCCUUUUGACUUCAUGGAAAAUAUUUCUCUGGAAGGGAAAACCAAUUUCUUUGAAAAGAGAGUUGCUGAGUAUCAGAGAAUGGGUGUGAUGUCAAAAGCAGAGGAUAACAACUUUACACUGGAUGCUGACUUCUAGUUUCUAAAAUGUUGUUGCAGGAAUGAAGCAACAACACGAUUAGUGUGAAAACCUUGGGCACCGGAGACUAGCUCUUAUGUUGCAGCAUUUGACUAUUACUUUUAUAGCUGGUAUAUU